UCUCGAUUAUCAAUAGGUGUGGGCAGCGACGCUAGUUUGCUUUACUUUUUUCAUUUGUUGAAAACAAAACACAUUUUCAAAUAAUUACUGUGGUCUCGAAUUGUCGUAAAAUAAUAAUAGUAUUUAGUGUUUUUGGAAUUGGUGCGGACAGUGAACGUUUUAUGUUUAAGUUAUUGAUUACUCUAUGACAAAGAUGUAAACUGUGAAGUGUCUCUAUAAUGAAGGUUCCGCCGGAAUAGUGAAGGUACCUACCUACUACCUACGAGACUCGGAGAGACUAUCCUUGCAAACUUUGAUAAAUGACAGUGACUUAUAGAUGACAUGGUGGCUUGUGAGUUAGAUAAGGAAGUCUCAGGGGAGGUGUUAGGAUGGAGGCUGCCGGCUUGGCAGGCUUUGUUGUUCCACCGAGUCUUACCCUCAUGUGGAGGACUCAUAGUAUAUCUCACUGUUAUGUGCUAUGACAUUGCGCUCAUCUACGAGCAUUAUAAUAAUGGACACAGUGGGGUAGGGGCCUUCUGCAUAGUUCUGAUGUCGUUGCCAGCGGUCAUAUCCCUGGUGUUUACUCUGGCUUCCCCACCACCGAACCUGCAGACCGAGCUGUCAGCUUUUUCGAUCAACGUUGAGAAGAAGGAACUAAAAUGGAUCGCCAUGCAGUUUCUCAACUGCUUGUUCUUCCCUAUCGCCGCGAUUGGCAGAUACUGUCACCAGAUAUUCUGGUGGACAGAAGCCGUGUACGCUACUCGAGCUGACGACGAGGAUAGGAUCCGCGAAGCACUGACCACGGCGAGAGCACCAGCGCCCAUGGAACUCUACCUGUUUCUUCAAGCCUUCAUCCACUCAGCACCACAUGCCCUGGUCAACAUUCUCGAUCUGAUGGCUCGUUUUAAUGACCCGGUUUUUGAAAAAGUAUCAGUACAAGCUGUAAGCAUAAUCGCAUCCAUGCUAAGAAUGGCCAGUACAGCUACGAUGUACAGGCGUUUUGAGAGGGAGAAACUUUGCGGCCGGAAAUAUCCUUGGAUAGUCAAUAUUACAACUAAAGACUUUUCCGAUUACAAGGAGGAAAAAGUCGAAGAACAAAAUGAGGAGCCAAUCUACGAACCCAUUUUGAAGAAACAAUCUUUUACGUCAGAAAAAGCUGCUGAAGUUAGAUCUGAUGUAAACAGCGACUUGAUACAAUUUUCUCCAAUGGAGGACAAAAAGUCGCCCUGGGAAGACGAUUACUCGGAUUCUGGGACAAGCUCAGACUACUUACCCCCCGGUGUAUUUAGUGACACUUCUCCAAGGCCAUCACUGAACAGUGACAAUGAGUACGUGAGGCCUAUUUCGAUCAUAGAUAGAGUAGCGCCGAGACGCCGAGACACGCAGUUCACGAUUGAAAGAGUUGAGAUAGUACCACCGCCGGCGAUACCGGCACCCCGGCCCAUGUCUUUGGCGGCAUGGGCAGAGAAAAUGGUUGAGAAUGCGGAGUCCAUUCCGUCAUGGCUUUCAGCGCCUCCUAGAUAUAAAUAUGGGGAGCAGUAUGUAAUACCGGAAGAGCCCGAGCUUCCUCGGAGAGUGCCGCGGUCUUACAUGCGAGGGCUAGAGCCACAGGAUGCGUCGGCAGCUCUCAUACAGUUCCUAGGAUGGUACGCAUUCUUCGUGGCACGGUUGCUCUCGAUGGCCGCAUUUAUCAAUUGCGUGCCCGUCAUAGCGAUCAUAAUCCUGAUGUCGCAUUACCAAAUAAUGCUGCUGUUCCUAAUUGUCCCUCAAGCGAGUACCGUGAGGAGGGGCUUCUACAUAUUCCUGGCGUUCAUAUACUUGUUCUGUUUGAUGGAGUUCAAGAUCCGUUUCCGGCACGUGCGCGUGUGGCAUGUGUUUUGGAUCAUAGUGUGCACAAUAGAGACCAUUAUAUUCACAGCCCUCUGGGCCAACAUAGGCAACGAUUUUGGCGAUUGGUGGAGUAUGUACGUAGUAAACGUAAUAACAUUUAGUUUGUUAUUGAGUUAUAUAUGUUUUCUUGUAUAUUUCGUUCUGUUGAAACCGAGGGAAACUGUUGUUUAUAUAAACAAGAACAACGGUUCCACUAAAUAGCUGUGAAUUGUUUGCGAAUAAGAAUAGUGUUCUGGAAAUUAUAUGAAGUCAUGAACGGUUUA
Messenger RNA from Pectinophora gossypiella (pink bollworm), 2132 nucleotides. RefSeq lists its product as uncharacterized. Bases 322 to 2070 code for a protein of 582 amino acids. Lineage: Eukaryota; Metazoa; Arthropoda; Insecta; Lepidoptera; Gelechiidae. The record is from RefSeq and is a predicted model, not a curated record. Gene Ontology annotation, biological process: apoptotic process involved in development; engulfment of apoptotic cell; phosphatidylserine exposure on apoptotic cell surface. Gene Ontology annotation, cellular component: plasma membrane. The transcript has 5 exons.